AUGGUACUCAAACUCACGGACCUAACGCUGUUAUCAGUAUGGUAGACUGGGUGAUAGAAAGGGACCAUGCGGAGGGACCAACAAUUUCACUACAUGCCGAUAAUUGCCCAGGACAGAAUAAAAACUACUAUAUGCUGGGAUAUUUAAUGUGGCGUGUUCUGUCUGGACGUCAGGAGAAGAUAGAGUAUAUGAUGCAGAUACCUGGUCACGCUCGCUGCCAUGUUGAUGCUGGCUUUGCCCGCAUAAAACAACUUUACCGCAGGACAGACACGGAUGCUCUUGGCCAACUUACGGAAGUUGUAAAUCAAUCAUCAUCUACAAGCCAGUGUAUCUGGUACCCUACAUGGACAUGGCGAGAAAACGUACUUUAA
This is a messenger RNA of Ruditapes philippinarum (Manila clam), 371 nucleotides long. RefSeq lists its product as uncharacterized. The transcript is spliced from 2 exons. The record is from RefSeq and is a predicted model, not a curated record. NCBI's taxonomy places the organism in Eukaryota, Metazoa, Mollusca, Bivalvia, Venerida, Veneridae. Bases 39 to 371 code for a protein of 110 amino acids.